AUGGGCUCAGCUGUCGCCGGCGGCGUACUUCUGAGGCAGCUCGGCAAGGGCUUCUUCGUCUCUUCGGCGGCGGCGCCAGGGCGAGUGAUGGGAACUGGUUUUGGCCCCGCCCGGGCGGCCGCUGCGUGGGCGUGGCGCCCAGCACGGUUCGGGAGCUCUUUGCGGGCGGCGGCGGCGGAAGAAGGAGAGAAGGUGGAGGCAAAUCGGGGCCAGGCGGGGAAAGAGGAGGGGAAGGAGAAGGUGGCGAGCUACUGGGGGGUAUCCCCUCCCAAGAUCACCAAGCCGGACGGUACCACAUGGAGAUGGAGGUCCUUUAUGGUAAGCCAUCUCCGUCCGCCCAUCAUCGUGUUCCUCUUGUCUGGGGGUUUCUCCAAAUACUCUAAAGAUCGUGCUUUCCCUCUUCUUCGUACACUCUCAGCCAUGGGAGACGUACCAGUCAGAUACGUCCAUUGAUCUGGAAAAGCACCACGUCCCCUCGACCUUGGGCGAUAAGCUCGCCUUCUGGACCGUCAAGGUCCUCCGCGCGCCGACCGACAUCUUCUUCCAGGUAAAGAUCUUCCCUGCCUGCUCCUUCUGGAGCGAGACGAACUCCCCUCCGCCAACGUUUUCAGGGCCUAUGAGACUGAUUUCCUACUUUUUGUUCCAAAACAUUCAAUCUUCGUUCCGGGCGAAUUAAUUUCCACCGCCGGCAGUCUCUGAUCUGGACAGCUCACUGAAUGGGCUUCGUCCGGACGCCGGCCGACAAUCACUAGGAUCACUGUGUAGCAGAGAUAUGCAGCUACGCAGGUUGACGAUGGUGAAGUCCCAUCUCUAAUUCUUGUGGAUCUUUUCUUAGUUACCCCCCGUCGAACAUGUACCGCAAUGUCUGGACAGUCUUACCUAUAAGCAGGAAGACUUUUGAGGGACUAGUCGACGAUUUAGUGAUUUAGGGUAUGGUGUUUAUGUAUUUCCGUGGUGCAGAGGAGGUACGGGUGCCGGGCGAUGAUGCUGGAGACGGUGGCGGCGGUGCCUGGAAUGGUGGGGGGGUUGUUGCUGCACUGCAAGUCCCUGCGGCGGUUCGAGCACAGCGGGGGUUGGAUAAGGGCGCUGCUCGAGGAGGCGGAGAACGAGCGGAUGCACCUGAUGACCUUCAUGGAGGUCUCCCAGCCGCGGUGGUACGAGCGGGCGCUAGUCUUCGCAGUCCAGGGGGUCUUCUUCAACGCCUACUUUCUUGCCUAUCUGGCCUCCCCCAAGCUCGCCCACCGCGUCGUCGGCUACCUCGAGGAGGAGGCCAUCCACUCCUACACCGAGUUCCUCAAGGAGCUCGACAAGGGCACCAUCGAGAACGUCCCCGCCCCCGCCAUCGCCAUCGACUACUGGCGCCUCCCUCCUGACGCCACCCUCCGCGACGUCGUCCUCUCCGUCCGGGCUGACGAAGCCCAUCACCGCGACGUCAACCACUUCGCAUCCGUAAUCAUAUCUCUCUCUCUCUCUCUCUCUCUCUCUCUCCCCUUCUCUCCCGGCAUCUAAUCUCGUACUCUCUUUGCAGGAUAUCCACCGCCAGGGCCACGAGCUCAGAGAAACUCCGGCGCCCUUGGGAUACCACUGA
Molecule: messenger RNA, 1588 nt
Organism: Spirodela intermedia
Lineage: Eukaryota; Viridiplantae; Streptophyta; Magnoliopsida; Alismatales; Araceae
Source: the annotation of a GenBank genome assembly